AUGAUGAAUAGUCCAUUUACUACGGAUGACGAAUUUAAAAAUGAUGAAGCUGAAUGCAGUUUACCUUUUACGGUAGUGACUGAUAUUAAUGCAUCGUCAUCUGAAGUUUCUAAGAUUAAUUUAGAAACUCAAAUAUGUGAAUUGGAAUCCCAACUGAAUGCAGAGAAACGAAAAUCUGAGGAGAAU
Messenger RNA from Schistosoma intercalatum, 186 nucleotides. Lineage: Eukaryota; Metazoa; Platyhelminthes; Trematoda; Strigeidida; Schistosomatidae. The record is from the annotation of a GenBank genome assembly.